UAGCUCCGAGGCUCAGUCCGCAAGCGUCAGCGUCUGUGCGCGUGCGUGCUGCGCCGCCGGACCAUGCGAAGGUGAAGGCACCGCCACCAUGCUCGUGCCACCCGAGAUGAUGGCUGCGCAAUCCAAGCUGGUGUACCAGAUGAACAAGUACUACAACGAGCGGGUCGCCAACCGCAAGGCGCAGAUCGCCAAAACGAUACACGAAGUGUGCAGAAUAGUUCAGGAUGUCUUGAAAGAAGUGGAACUUCAAGAACCGCGGUUUAUAUCCUCCCUGACGGAUUACAAUGGUCGGUUCGACGGGUUGGAAGUCGUCUCCCCCCAUGAGUUCGAAAUCAUCAUCUAUUUGAACCAGAUGGGGGUUUUAAACUUCGUCGACGACGGAUCUCUGCCGGGCUGCGCUGUGCUCAAGCUGAGCGACGGCAGGAAGCGAUCCAUGUCGCUGUGGGUGGAGUUCAUCACGGCGUCAGGAUACCUGUCGGCGAGGAAGAUAAGGUCGCGCUUCCAGACGCUGGUGGCGCAGGCCUGCGACAAGUGCUCGUACCGUGAUUGCGUGAAGAUGAUCGCUGAGACUACGGAAGUGAAGUUACGUAUUCGGGAACGUUACAUCGUGCAAAUAACGCCAGCGUUCAAAUGUGCCGGGCUGUGGCCGCGGUCGGCGGCGCACUGGCCGCUGCCGACGAUUCCUUGGCCGCAUCCGAACAUCGUCGCCGAGGUGAAGACCGAAGGGUUCGACUUGUUGUCGAAGGAGUGUUUGACGUUGCAAGGGAAGAACUCCGCCAUGGAAGGAGACGCGUGGGUGUUGAGUUUUUUCGAGGCAGAAAACCGCUUGCUUCAAGGCGGUUGCAGAAAAAAGUGUUUGAGCAUACUCAAGACGAUCAGGGACAGACAUUUGGACCUUCCCGGGAAUCCAGUGACGUGCUAUCACAUGAAGACGCUGUUGCUGUACGAAUGUGAGAAACAUCCGCGGGAGCACGAGUGGGACGAGGGCGCCAUAGGCGACAGGAUCAACGGCAUAUUCCUCCAGCUGAUCUCUUCUCUCCAGUGCCGCAGGUGCCCGCACUACUUCCUCCCGCACGUCGACCUCUUCAAAGGGAAGUCGCCGACGGCGAUGGAGAACGCCGCCAAACAAGUGUGGCGACUCACGCGGGAGAUGCUGACGAAUUCGCGAGCUUUCGAAAAGCUGUGAACUUAGGAGUAGCCUGUGAAGUGAGUGAACUAGUGAUGUAUCGAGUUGAUGUCGAGUCAUUUUAGUAAUUAAUCGGAUUAGAUAGUGCGUUAGUUCCUGACGACAGCGUGCGCGCGGUAGGUCUUUUAAAAGUGACCAUGUUCCCAAUUUAAGCCUAAUUCGUGUUGUCGAAUAUUCCAUGUGGAUCGGACAGACUGUAAGUAGACGUGAUACUAUCUACUAUAGUAAUUUUAUUAUACGAAGUGUCUUUGACUCUGAAACGUGUUUUGCGUUAGUACAGGUGGAGCUAUUUCUAAACAAUAUCGUCUUUAUUAACACUCAAAUGGAAUGCCUGACAAGAUUAUUAAUUUUCUGUAAACUUGAUUGAAUAAAAAAUUGUAAAUGCUGUCAAAAAAUAUUGUCAAAAAAUACGCAAUUUUUAUAAUAUCAAUUAUGAUGAAACGCAACAAACACUAUAGAUUUAGUUCAAAUACUAAGUAUUAAAAGAGUAAAAGAAACUUUGUAUUAUAAAAAUACUAUGAUACAUAAUAUACACUAGGUCCUUUCAAAUAUUAUUUGUGAUAUAAUGUAAAUAGCUUACUUAUUAAUAAUAAUAAUUAUUGUUGUACAAUUUUAGUGAUAUUUAUUUUUGAAAAAAAAAAGCGAAAGUUCGUGUAUUUAUUUGACUGAAACUUUUAAAGUAGGUGUAUAAUCUAAAACAUAUUAUUACAAUAAAAAAAUACAAUUUAAAAACUA
This is a messenger RNA of Bicyclus anynana (squinting bush brown), 1921 nucleotides long. RefSeq names its product protein mab-21 (gene mab-21). The coding region runs from base 89 to 1186 and encodes 365 amino acids. NCBI's taxonomy places the organism in Eukaryota, Metazoa, Arthropoda, Insecta, Lepidoptera, Nymphalidae. The transcript has a single exon. The record is from RefSeq and is a predicted model, not a curated record.